Messenger RNA from Schistosoma margrebowiei, 1902 nucleotides. The record is from the annotation of a GenBank genome assembly. NCBI's taxonomy places the organism in Eukaryota, Metazoa, Platyhelminthes, Trematoda, Strigeidida, Schistosomatidae.
CAAAACUCAUAAUGAGUAAAUCAGUCGAAAAUUGACUUUUCUUUUCAUCCUAUCAAUAUCUCUACUAUUUAAGUCAAUUACUCAUUUUAAUCUUUUGUUUUUUGUUUAUUUCAUCAUUUUAGAUUUUCAAAGUAUAAUGUUACUACAUAACAUGAUGAACUCUUCCUAAACCACAUUCUUAAAGGAAAACAUCGACGACAACAACAACAACAACAACGACAAAAGUAACGACAAUAAUAAUAAUAAUAAUAACAAUCAUUAUUCAUGUCUUUAAUGACAGCUGAUUUAUCAAAUCAAAUUCCAACUGUAUUAAUAAUGUUAGGAAUUAUAUGUUUAAUUGGAAUAUUUGGUAAUACACUUGUAAUUAUUGUAUAUUCAUUAAAACAAGAUCGUUUAACAGCUACAUUAUUUAUACUUAUAUUAGCUAUAUCAGAUUUUUUAGCAUGUGUUACCUUAAUACCUGGUACAAUGAUUAUAGAAUAUCUUGAAUGGAAUAUUGAUUCAACAUUUUUAUGUAAAUUUUAUUAUUUUAUAAAUAAUACUUUUAUACCAUUCAGUAGUUUAUUAAUUAGUUGUAUAGCAUUUGAUAGAUAUUUUUGUUUAUGUCAUCCAUUUAAAAAUAUUUUAACAAGAGAACGAGCUAAACGUGUCAUUUUAAUAUUGAUAUUUAUAUGUAUUAUAUUAGGAUUUAGUUCAACAUUUACUGUUCGAGUUGAACAAGUUCAUUUCGAUACAAAUAUAAACAAUAAUAAUGAUAAUAAUAAUCGUCAUAGUAACAAAACUAUGGAUUAUAAUUCAACUAUCAAAUAUGAUUAUUCAUUUAGUUCAUAUUAUAAAAGUGAAAAAUUUGAAUGUACAGAAAUAUUAAAAUUAAAUCAUACAAUGAUAGAAACAGUUUUAUAUCAGAUUGUACAAAAAAGUCAAACAUGCAGUUAUAUUUUAUGCAUUCUAUGUGUCGUUACACUUUAUAUAUUGAUUUAUCGUUCAGUAUCAAAAGUAUUUAAAAAACGUUUAGAAUUAAAAGGUGUAAAAAAAGAAAAUAAAAAAACAAAAAAAAAUCAUGAUAACAAUAAAAAAAAGAAAAACUAUGAAUUUACAUUUAAAAAUUUAUUUAAUUAUCAAUCGAAAAAAAUAAAAAUAUCCCCAAUGAAAUUAACAUUAACAAAUCAAGUUAAUUCAUUCACUCAAUGUGAUGGAUUUAAUCAACAUAUAAAUAAUACUAUAAUAUCUGAAUCAAAUUAUAUGGAAACAAUGAAACCAUUAAAUGUUUUAUCAUGUAAUACUAUUGAUAUAAAAAAUAAUGAAGAAAUGAAUGAUCCAUCACAAAAACACGAUCAUCAUCAACGACAACAACAACAACACCAACACCACGAACAACAACAACACCACCACCACCAUCAUCAAGAACAACAACAACACCACGAACAACAACAACACCACCACGAUCGUCAAGAACAACAACAACACCAACACCAUCAUCAAGAACAACAACAACACCACCACGAACAAGAACAACCACAAACAAUAAAAUCAAAGACAUUAGUUCCUAUAAAUUGUUAUAAUAAUACAGAAUCAGUAAUGAUUCAACCAAUUACAUUAAAUUAUGAAACUAAUUUAAUAAUAAAUGAAGAGAAAACACGUCGUUCAAUGAAAACAAUCAAAGAUAAUAUUGCAUUUCAAAAUUUAAAAACAGCAGCAAUGUUAUUUGUUGUAGCUGUUGUUUAUAUUGUAACAUUUAUACCAGCUAUGUUAAUGGCUAUACAAUAUGUACCAUUAUAUUUACCAAUAUUUUAUUUAUAUUAUAUAAAUAAUGCAAUUAAUCCAAUUAUAUAUGGUUUUAUGAAUCCAAAUUUUCGAGCUGAUAUCCAUCUACUUAUUUGUCAAAAAUUAAAAUGUAUAUAA